GCUACCUGGCGGUGCACUCCGCCUCCUGGAUUUCUUUCCCACCUGGGGCCUUGGAAGCCUAGCAGCCUACCUGCGGCAUCCGUACCAGACUCGGGAGCCUCAUGGCUGCAACCUGUGAGAUUAGCAACGUUUUCAGCAACUACUUCAGUGCCAUGUAUAGCUCUGAGGACCCCACGCUGGCUUCUGUUCCCUCUGCCGCCACCACCUUUGGAGCCGACGACUUAGUGGUGACCCUGAGCAACCCCCCGAUGUCUCUGGAAGAGAAGGCCAGCUGGUCUGGGGAACAGCCGCAAUUCUGGUCGAAGGCCCAGGUUCUGGACUGGAUCAGCUAUCAAGUGGAAAAGAACAAGUACGACGCCAGUUCCAUCGACUUCUCGCGCUGUGACAUGGACGGGGCCACGCUCUGCAACUGCGCACUCGAGGAGCUGCGGCUGGUCUUCGGGCCUCUGGGGGACCAACUCCACGCCCAGCUACGGGAUCUCACUUCCAGCUCUUCUGAUGAGCUCAGCUGGAUCAUCGAGCUGCUGGAGAAGGACGGCAUGGCCUUCCAGGAGGCCCUGGGGGACCCAGGCUCCUUUGACCAGGGAAGCCCUUUUACCCAGGAACUGCUGGACGAUGGCCGCCAGGCCAGCCCCUACUACGGCAGCAGCUACAGCGUGAGCGCCCUCUCCCCCGGCAGUUCUGACAUCUCCACAGCAGGGACCACCACUUCCCAAAGCCCCCACUCCUCAGACUCCGGUGGAAGUGACGUGGACUUGGACCCCACUGACAGCAAAGUCUUCCCCAGAAAUGGCUUUCCUGACUACAAGAAGGGGGAACCCAAGCAUGGGAAGCGGAAACGAGGUCGGCCCCGAAAGCUGAGCAAAGAGUACUGGGAGUGCAUGGAGGGCAAGAAGAGCAAGCACGCCCCCAGAGGCACCCACCUGUGGGAGUUCAUCCGGGACAUCCUUAUCCACCCUGAACUCAACGAAGGCCUCAUGAAAUGGGAGAAUCGGCACGAGGGCGUCUUCAAGUUCCUGCGUUCCGAGGCCGUGGCCCAGCUGUGGGGCCAAAAGAAAAAGAACAGCAAUAUGACCUACGAGAAGCUGAGCCGGGCCAUGAGGUACUACUACAAACGAGAGAUCCUGGAGCGGGUGGACGGCCGGAGGCUUGUCUACAAGUUUGGCAAGAACUCCAGUGGCUGGAAGGAAGAGGAGCUGGUGGAGAGUCGGAACUGAGGGUCAGAUGUGGACCUGGGACUUGAUGCACAGACUUGGACUGCAGGCCUGCAGCCCUGCUGGCCCCUCGUGCGGACAGGCGUGCGCCCUGCCGGGCUGUGGAGAGAAGCUCAAACGUUGGCAGCAGUGUGCUGAAGAGGAGGCCACGGCCUCUCUUCCCUGCCCUCGUUGUGGAAUUACAAGCCCUGGGGUUUGAAGCCACUUGUGCACUGACUCUACGGCUAUGAGCCUGGCUCUUUGAAGACCCAACACUGGCUACGUCUGCAGAUGCCUGGACACAGCCAAGGAGGCUGGGGAGGCCUCAAGAGGGAGCAUCGGGACCAGAGGGGACAGGGUGGUAUCCUCCAGCACCACCUUUCUGGACCUUUCCAUCUCCCUGCUUAGUACUAGGGCUCCCCGGGUGGGGGUCCCCUAAUUUAUGUGCUAUAAAUAUGUCAGAUGUACAUAGAGAUCUAUUUUUUCUAAAGCAUCCCCCCCUUCUUGUUCCCAUGGAGCCCCAGUAAUCAGACUGACUGUUCUAGCCCCACUACGGGGUCAGCAGGAGGUAGGGUGAAGCCUGCCCACCAGGAUAGGGGUUCUCGGAUCCUUUCUCCUGUGAAUGGAGAAAGUUUAUUGGAAACCUCCAAUAAACUACUUUCUGGGCUCUUUCUAUCCUUUGUCUCA
Messenger RNA from Dipodomys ordii (Ord's kangaroo rat), 1880 nucleotides. RefSeq names its product E74-like factor 3 (ets domain transcription factor, epithelial-specific) (gene Elf3). Gene Ontology annotation, cellular component: nucleus. The coding region runs from base 102 to 1217 and encodes 371 amino acids. The record is from RefSeq and is a predicted model, not a curated record. Gene Ontology annotation, biological process: cell differentiation; regulation of transcription by RNA polymerase II. The transcript has 9 exons. Gene Ontology annotation, molecular function: DNA-binding transcription factor activity, RNA polymerase II-specific; sequence-specific DNA binding. Lineage: Eukaryota; Metazoa; Chordata; Mammalia; Rodentia; Heteromyidae.